UUUCACCAACCGACGCUUUUGCGGAGUGCUUUUUGGAUGCUGUAAAAACACGCCCAACUACGACGUAACGAAGCACGUUAGCAGUAUGAACGACAAGGCAUUAGAUAUUACACAAGCGGCUUUCGAGGGGUUGGGCUUCGAAUUGUUCGACCCCAGCGGAAACCACGUUCACUCGGUCAAGGACCUGGUGGUGAAUGCUACCAUGCAACAGGAAAAUUUAUCCCUCGCACCAACUCCCGUGGCCUCGGAUGCAACUCUGGAAGAGGCCUUCGGAAUCCAAUCACUAGAAACAUACGAUAUAGGAGAAAUGCUCGUCGAUUUACUCGAAGUGAUCAAAACUAAGGUACAAGAGCUGGUGCCAUCAACGCCGGUGACGGGUGAGCUGGCGGCCAUUAAGCGAGAUCGGUUGAAGAGGGCUGAGCUCAUGGCAAGCAAAAUCGAUAGUAGUCGCCUGCGCGAGAUGAGCUUACUUAUCGAUGAAGAGCGUCGUGAACAAGAAAAAUGUGAUGCAAUGUUGAUCGACGGAGUGAAAACGACAGAUAUAGAGUAUUGGGAACAACGAUUUGCCUGCAGAAAAAAGGAAGAGCAGCUACUUAUGAAACUCCUUAACUUUAUUACCGAACAGCUAAUGCAGGACCCGAAAGUUGACAAGUUUAAGCUAAGGAUGGAUGUUGUAGGUAUCUCACAAGCGCUUGGAAAUUGCUUGCCCUCGGCAUUAUUUGGGCCGGACCCUGCCGUGCAUGAUGUAGGAGCAGCAUUUCUUAAAGCUACUGCUGUGUUUAAAGGACCACCGCCAACGACCUCGGCCGCGCGUUCUUUGUUGCGAAACAAUUUGUCUCAGCCAGGUCAUUCUAAAGGGGAGCCGGUGCUUUUGCCGAUAGAUUUGCCGAAAACGGUCCAUAAUCAUACUACAGCCAAUGUGGUACAGCCCAGCAUCACGAAACUCAAUCCUGUAACUGAUGACAUGAAGGUAGUGGGAUAUGCGCUGGAUGAUAGCUCUAAGCAGACAGUAUUCCAACCAAUCCAUCCGCGUCGCAUAUGCCCUACCCUGGCAUUCCCCUUCAUAACAAUUGUUAAACGGAGAGUCAAGGCAGUCGGACCAGACAAUCCCGGACCGGGACCGUCCCGGGUUGUGGUAAAAAAGCGCGACCCGAAGCAAAGUCUUUCUAGAGCGAUAAAUCCGACGCACGUUCCCCAGGUGAAAGAGACAGUCUCGUCCAUGUUGGAACCAGAUGGUAAAAAUGGUGGGCUGCCGAGUAAAGUUGAUCGUCCGAACCUAAUUAAAUUUCGGCAGCUAAACCAAUAG
Molecule: messenger RNA, 1306 nt
Organism: Anopheles darlingi
Lineage: Eukaryota; Metazoa; Arthropoda; Insecta; Diptera; Culicidae
Exons: 4
Coding region: 86-1306 (406 amino acids)
Source: RefSeq, a predicted model, not a curated record